UUAUCGUUUUUAAUAUAUAUAUAUAUAUAUAUACGUAUAUAAGUGUAAUUUAUUUUUCAUUAAGAAACAAAAUGGUUGCAAUUGCACAUUUGAACACAACGAUUAAAAAAAUAUUAUUGAACAAAGAGAAAAUUGAGCGUGAACGUUUUUAGAAACGAAUUGUACGGUUAGCGGUACGACUCUGCUUAUGCUGCUUUUCAACACUACAAUGAUGAGAAGGAAGAACUCAUUGCGCAGAAGAAGAGGGGAUUGUUCGAGUUAAAUGAGGAGGGAAAGGGAAAAGAGGAGAAGUAUUGCGAGAAGAGAAGAGAAGAGCGCGUUCGUUAUCGUCGCGCCUUUCCGUGCCGAUUCCACGCCUUCGAGCUUGAUCGGAGAUAUUCGGCGAAUCUUAACGAAGAUGUACGAUCAAUCCUCGAUUUUACCCGAUCCCGUUUACUCCUUUCGUUUCUCCAAUCUUUUCCCUGUUUCCCAACGAGAUAAUCGAAAUUUAUAAUCGAUCGAGAGAACGUACCACUCAUUCGGCGCGUGCAAUUCUAAGAAGGGAUUGCCUCCAACACUUUCUACGAAUUGUAUUAAUCCUUUUAUGCUGCCAUUAAACACGUCCUCUUUACAUUUAUCUCAUUGUCAAUAAUAACAACAAAUAAGUAUAUAAUACAUCCCGUAACCAUGACAAAGAAUAACGAAAGAAACAAUCUCGAUCGCCAAUGCGAAGAGAAUUUCAUUUGCAAAAUAAUUACAAGAAAAAAGAAGCAAUGCCAGAAAUAACGCUCUUCUCCGCGAGUAAUUCGCCUAUUCUACACGCUCUAGCGAGUGCCAGUAAGGAAAAUAAUCCUUCUGGUUCCUCGGUAACAGUAAAUCUUAAACAAUGUGUAAGGCAUAAGCUUCAAUAUUCACAAUUGCCUAUAAGAUGUCAACGAACGAACCCAUACUAUAGACCCAUCCGUAAUCCCUUCAAAUUAGUCGGACUAAGUGCAAUUAAUCAUAAUAACGCUUCUAUUGUAACAAGUAAAAGCUGCCCAGAUAGUAGUCAUACUAAUUCGACCUGUUCUUCACCAAUUUUACGAGCGAUCGGUCCAUCAAGCUGUAGAAAAAGUUUAUCCAUGACUGAUUUAUCACCUACAGCUAUUGAUUCAGAGACAAAUGAUUUCAGAUCAGAGAGUAAUUCGUCAUUAGGACUUCGUGAAGAUCAAGGAGAACGUAACAAGGACAGCGUAAGGACUGGUAACGGUGUCCUAAGAAUUGGACAUCGAACAUGGACAAAUAAUUUUCUGUCUACGAACAUCGAAGUGGAUGGAAAUUGUCUUUCGCAAAAUCCGGGAAAAGCUGCGAGUAUACUUUGUCAUGUAUUGGUAUUAAAUGCUUGGAGACGCAGACGAGCUGAUGUUGGCCAGCUUCAAGAAACGAUUGAUGAUUUAACCCGACAGAUUGAGCAUCUACGUUUGCAGAUCGUUGUUCUUCGGCGUUUGCUUGACACGGAAAAUGACCGUGUUAAUAGAUUAAGUAAGGAAGCUCAGCGUUCUAAGACCCAGAUCGAAGAAUUAUCUCAAGAACGUGAUGUUCUUAAAAAGGAAAAAGAUAAAUUGAAAGAAGAAGUUAAAUGCUUAGAAGAUGCUUCGGAAGAAAGAUCGGUGACAACAGAAAAUCUUAGGAACGAAUUGCUCAAUGCCCAAAAUCAACUUCAAGCAUUAGAUGGACAAAUAGCAAGAGAUCGCGAAAAAUUGUUAAAAUUACGAGAGGAAAAGAGGAUUCUUUUGGAUAAGAUAUCCGCAAGCGAAGCUUUAGCUACAGAACGUGGUAGCAGAGCAGAUAGGGCUGAAUCUGCUAUUGAGGAUUUGCAAAUUCGAUUGGCUGCACAGAUCGCACUUGUUGAAUCUGCACAAGAACAGAAUCAACGAUAUGCCAAACAAUUAAAGGACACGGAAGAUGAACGAAUGAAAUUGGAGAAACAGUUACGAUCGAAUAUAGAGGCGGGAAAAGCUUUAAGCUUGCGUGCUAAUAUUCUUGAAAGUCAACUGGCCGAUAAGGAAGCUGCCUUGCAUCGUAUUGAAUCAAUAUACAACUCGCAACUAAUGGAACUGAACGGAUUGAAGGAACGUUUGAUCAGACAAUCUCAAGAAGGAGGAUGGAGCAGUCGAGUAUUACAAAUUGCUGGAAGUGUUGUUCGUGCACCACGAGCUAUACUGCGUACUCUAUCAUUUUUAUCUAGUACUACUGUACCAUCUUAAUCGUUAUCAGUUCAAGUAUGAUUGAGGAUCACAUUGAACGUCACUGAAGAUAUCAAUGUCAAUGUUAAAAAUGUUCGAAUUUAGCGAUCAGCUGCUUUUACCUUUUGUUGAUCACGAGAUGAACUCUUGCGGAAAAGUUAUUGCACACUACGGGGAAAAUACAAAUAAUGGGUCUCGUUUAAAAGAAAAUUUGCAAGUAAACUCGUCAGA
Molecule: messenger RNA, 2435 nt
Organism: Polistes dominula (European paper wasp)
Lineage: Eukaryota; Metazoa; Arthropoda; Insecta; Hymenoptera; Vespidae
Source: RefSeq, a predicted model, not a curated record